CCCGCUGAGGCAGAGCCUCUAAUGUUUACUUCCGGUGUGAGCGGCUGCCUGACAAACGAGGGAAAGUUUAAACAAAAUAUCACGUUUUACAAAACACGAAUGCAAUGUCAAAUAAAACGUGUCAGCCGCUUUCUUUAGCGGAUAGGUGGAUUCGAGAAAACAACGAGAUAGUGAACAAAUUUAAGGAGCAAGAGGGAGGACGAGGCGCCUCGAGUCAAGACCACAACCAGACCCACCUGAGACUGUGUUCCUCGGAGUUUCACAAGCUUUUAAUGAAAAUACAAGCAGGUAUCCCCCCUCACGAGGAGCACGCUCAGUUGGAGCUGGCCGUGGUGUUCAACGCCUGCGUGUGCUCGACUGCUCUGUCUCAGUUUUCAGAAGCUGAGCUGCUCCUCACAAAAGCCACACAGAGAGUUCUACAGAUGACAGGAGGUGACCCUGGUACUUCAGAGCCACUUGUGUGCUGGAGAGCAGUUCUCAAAUCGGUGGGAAACACAGCUCUGCAUACUUGUGUGUUGACUCUUCUCUGUCUGCAGUGGGCGAUAUGGCUGGCCACCUGCCAGCUGAAAACUAUACAGCAAUUUCAGGAGGAGAUUUCAUCUCUGUCUGAGACGCUAUGUGAUGGAGUUCGGGAUGGCAACAGGAACGAAGCAAAGAGAAAAUUAUCAAUCUUUCCACUAUUGGUGAUGGACACAAGAAGGCUAUUUGAAUUGUUGCAGAUCUGCACUGCCAUUGUCCAGGGCGUGGAAAAGCUGAAUGAGGGUCAGAGUUCAGAGGCGCUCUGUGAUCUGCAAGCAGCUUCCACCCUGCCAGCUCCCAGAGCUCUAGUAGCAUACACACACCUCCUCUCUGGCUCCUGCCUUGCUCAUAUGACCCGCCCUCAGAUGGCCCUGCAGUGUUACAGGAAAGCACUGGAGACGGACUCCCGUUGUGUGUGUGCCCUCUACCAGAGCAUGCUCACUUACAGGCAGCUGGGAAACACGCAGGCAGAGAUACAAGCUCUUCGCUUACUGCACUCAACUUUGAUGUUGCCCCCCGCUACAGAGUCUACACUGGCUGGUUCCCAUCCCCUCUCCCCGUCCUUACUCCUCAGCAGCCAAUCACUGAGCAGCCUGCUUUCAGUUCCGUCUACCCUCAGUGUCCUUCACAGUUUGGCCCUCAAAUGUGUCCGCCAUGGCAGGGUGCCAGAGGGGGUCGAACAUUAUCUGGACCUGCUGGCUGCUCUUCACUCAGAAGAUCAACAUGAAGUGCGUGCAGAGGCCUCGACCCUCCCCAGGUUACCAGAGCUUUACCUGGAGGCUGGCACUGCCUUGCUCAUGGCUCGGCGGCCUGCAGAUUGCGUGGCACUCUGCAAUGAAGUCAUCAGCUCGACACUGGAGCUGCUGCCAGAGAAAGUGGUGCUGGAGGAGCCGGAGGAGCGUAGUGGGGCUGAGUCUAUGGAUGCGAGUGCAGGUGGUGAAGAUAGGGUGGAGGUACUUCUCUGGGCAGCAGCUGCCUACCUCCUCCAAGGUCACUGCCAUGCUCACCUGAAGGACUGGAAACAAUCUGUGACUCACUACACAAGGUGUAUCAACCUGCUGGUGAAGGUACGCUUUAAAAGGAGUGGUUUCCAACCGCAGAUCCCCAGUGCAGAUGUGUAUGUGAAACGGGGAGGAAAUCUCUGUAUCCUCCAAAGACUGAAGGGGCUUUCACUCGCUGGUAGAGGCAUCAGCUUCACCCAGACAGACCAGCUGAAAGAGGCGCUGAGAGACCUCCAGCUAAGCCUGCAGGCCUUCCCAGAGAGUGUGGGUGCUGGGCUGUGGAGCGGUGAGGUGCUGUGGAGGCUUGGCAGGAAGCAGGAGGCGGCAGCUUGUUGGAGAAAAACCUGGAGCCUGGCCACUGAUUCCUUAGUAAAGAGUCUCCCUCUGUACUUACAGGAACCUCAGUCUGGUCCUUUGUUGGACUCCACCGAUCUGCGCUGCAGAAUCCAGGACCUUAGUCCUAUGUAGUCAGCUCACCAACAAAAGAAGUAUGCCCUGACACUUAAUGAAUGGGAUCAACUUUCUCCAGCCUGUGAAAUGAAAACCACACCCACAACAUGUAUCAACUAGGACAGUCAAAUAAAGCAUAUUGUGUAUAAUGUAUUUUAUUUAUGAAAUGCAAAAAAAAGAAAAUAA
Messenger RNA from Mugil cephalus (flathead mullet), 2156 nucleotides. It is a transcript of the gene fancg, whose product is annotated as FA complementation group G. Gene Ontology annotation, biological process: interstrand cross-link repair. The record is from RefSeq and is a predicted model, not a curated record. Bases 105 to 1988 code for a protein of 627 amino acids. The transcript has 14 exons. Lineage: Eukaryota; Metazoa; Chordata; Actinopteri; Mugiliformes; Mugilidae. Gene Ontology annotation, molecular function: protein binding. Gene Ontology annotation, cellular component: Fanconi anaemia nuclear complex.